UUGUAGAAUGUUUAAAACAGACACACUUUGUUACAGAUGAAAGGAUGGCAAACUUUGGAAGUCCAGAUUUCUCUGGCUUGAGACAACCAUUAUCUGGACAGAUGUUUGGACCAAGGCAUUCUAGUCCUAAUAUUGCAGGAGCUAAUAGCCCUAUACCACCAAAUGUUGGACCUAUUCCAAAUGUUCCCCCACCAGGAUUUCCGGGGCCUCACAUGCAACUAUUCAACCCUGUAGGAGUACCGCAGUUCCCUACUGGUGCUCAAGCAAUGACAGGACUGCCAUGGGGUGCAGGAGUCUUGCCCGUAGUAGGACAGGUACCAGUGACAGUUCCACCACCACACCCUUGUUUUCCGACAGGUCUGGUACAACCCCCAGGACAGAUCGCAGCAGUCAAUCAGAUUCCUCCUGAACAGCAGACUGACCAGUCAGAAACCAAGAAAACUUUAUCAGAGGACGAACACAAACAUGAGCAUAAGCACAGACGUAAACACAAACAUGAGAGUCAUCGCAGCCAUCGUGAUGACAAACACCGGGAAAGAAAAUACUACAAAGAGAAGAAAAGAUCUCCAAAAAGCAGUCACCAUCAUGAGCAUGACAGGAAGAAAUCAUCUAAAUCCAGGCACAGAAGUGGUAAAAGUCAAGACGGAAAUAGUUUGAAAUCGAGCCAUGAUAAAAGAAGGCGACAUUCUCCUAGUCCAAGUGGAAAUCUGCAAAACUUAGAAGAGUAUAGAAGUGAUGGAAGAAGUGAAAGGAAUAUGCACAGUGCUGUUCUUAUAGAAGACAGAGAAAGUGACUUUGAAAGAGAAACAGAAAGGUUGGAAAUACCAGAUUACGAUGUUGAAGAUGGUGAAAUUUAUGACGAUGAUCCAUAUGAAACAACUUACUCGGAAAAUCAGUAUGUAGAGGAGGAAAGAAGAGACUGGAGGGAAGAUGAGCGAUAUGGUAGAGAUAGAGAUGAGAGAUAUGACAGAGAGAGGGAGGUCGGGAACAGAUCUAGAGAUAGAGGAAGAGAAAAAAGACAUGAAAGAUACAGGGAUGAUAGAUUAGAAGAAAGCAGAGAUAGUAGGAAUCAGCUAUCAGGUGAUAGGGGCAGUCGAUACAGAGAUGAUAGAAAAGACCUUGGGAGAGGAAAUAGAAAUUACUCAAGAGAUGGUAGAACAUAUUAUGAUGAUUAUUCAAGACUAGAUGAUCGUUUAAGACAAGAUGAUGUAUUACAUGAGAGUCGACAUUCAAGAUAUGAUGAAGAACCAGGUGAAAUAGAUGAUUUCAUGCAUGACAGCAAUUCAAGACGUAAAGGUACUUCAAGACUGGAUAAAUACUCAAGGCAUGUAGAUGAAUUUGGAUACAGUGAUAAUGAAAAACAGUUUGAUAGAAGAGGAUCUCAGUCUGAAAGGGGUGGUAGUAGGAGAGGUCCUGUCAGGGCAAUCUUGAUUGAAGAUCGUGAUGACAGGCCAAUUUUAAUGGAAGAUCGAGAUAACAGGCCAAUUUUAAGGGGGGGUCGUGAUGACAGGCUAGUUUUAAGGGAAGAUCAUGAUGAUAGGCCAAUGUUGAGGGAAGAUCGGGAUAACAGGCCAGUUCUAAGGGAAGAUCGUGGUAACAGGCCAGUUUUGAGGGAAAAUCGUGGUAACAGGCCAGUUCUAAGGGAAGAUCGGGAUAACAGGCCAGUUUUUAGGGAAGAUCGUGAUAACAGGCCAAUUCUAAGGGAAGAUCAUGAUAACAGGCAAAUUCUAAGAGAAGAUCGUGAUAUCAGGCCAGUUUUAAGGGAAGAUCGUGAUAACAGGCUAAUUUUAAGGGAAAAUCGUGAUAAUAGGUCAAUUUUAAGGGAAGACCGUGAUAACCGGCCAAUUUUAAGAGAAGAAAGGGAGUAUUCUAGUAGAAUUGGUGCUGUUUUGUUGGAAAAUGGUGAAGAAUUUGAUGAAAGAUAUGACAAACUAAGUAAUAGUGGACAGCUUCUGAAGUUCAAAGAUGACAGGAGAGAAAAUAGGGUCAGUGCUGUACUCCUGGAAGAUAGAGAAGACAAUAGGGGCCAUCCAAGAUUAAAGGAAAAAAGAAGAGAUUAUGAGGAGCCUCUGUCAAAAUCUUUAGAUGAAAGAGGGGAUAGUAGGGGUCGUCAUUCAGAUAGAGGACAUGUUGAAAGAGAUAGAAAUUUUGAAAAGGAUUUGAUUAUGGAAAGGGAUAAGAAAAAUCAUAAUAGGGGCAGAGGAAUUGAUAAUAGAGAACAAAUUGAUGUUAGAAAUACUGAAAAACUCAGUAGUGGUCCUGACAAGAUAACAAGAAGAGAUGAAAAAAGUGGAAAAGGGCAGAGUGACUUUAGGAGGGAACAUGAUGUUUUAAAGAGAAGUGAUGAUAUUGAAAGGGGUAAUAGAGGUAGGGGGAAAGGUAGAGCGUCUAGUAACUAUGAAGAACAAAAACGUAAUGGUCCAGCUGGUAGGGGCUGGGUGCCAGAGGGAGUUAGUGAUGCUCAGAGGGGACGCUCAGGUGCAUUAUUGUUAGAAGACAGGGAUAAGCAGUCAAGAGAUGAAAGACCUGAUACUAAUAGUGUUGGUAGAACAGGUGCAGUGUUGAUAGAAGAUAGAGUGGAGGACAGUUCCUUAGACAGAGGUCUCAGAGGUCGGGGCUCCUCAUUCAGAGUUCAGGGUCAGAGGUUAUUCUCGAUUGCAGACAGCAGAACAAAUGUGUGUAGGCAUUCACAAGAGAGAUCAUCAGAUUCUGGUGUGCAAAGUAACAAGAGGUCAAGGUCAAGUUCACAGGCAAAACAAGACGCUAGGGUGAAAAAAGAAAGAGUAUCCAUUGAGAGAGAGGAACCAGAAAAGAAGAGGAGAAGAGUAUGGGAACCAGCAAAAGAUGAUGUCAGUGUAACUAAAUGUAUAAGAAGUGGAAGUCCAGUGGUUCCAGAUGACAAUGAUUUGGAUGUUGAGCCAAUAGCGGCCUGGGUCAGAUGUUCCCCAGCAGAUCUAUACUUCACAAAGGAUCCUAAGACUGGAAAUAUGGUAACCACCAAACGCAUGCGUGACCUUGAAGAGCGUUUUGAUCAUGAACUUGUCCAGAGGGCAGCUAUGGUGAGAGCAUUACAGGAACCUUAUGAGCGGGAAUUGCCAAAACCAAACUGGAAAAACCAAUGUAAAGGCCAUACCCAUCAUUGUGGCCACUGUGGAGAAGAAAGUGAUUGCAGUUCAUCAUCGUCAUCAUCGUCGGAUUCAGAAUCAGAUUCGGAAGAAUGGUGGAUGGAAGAAAUGAAGUUUAAACAGCAAAAUCCCUACAGACUUCAUAGUGAGAUCUGGUAUAAUGAUCCUAAUGAGUUGAACUAUGGACCAUUGUGUCGCUGUAGUAACAAAGCCAGGAAGUUUGGGAUACGUCACAGUAUAUAUCCUGGUGAACAGCCACUACCUCAGUGUGACCUUAACAGUAACAACUUGGACAAACUGUAUCAUUAUCGUGUAACAGUGUCUCCUGCCAAAAACUUUAUUCUUAUCUAUACUAUACAUGUUGUAGAAGAACAAGUACCUGAGAAUUUUUCUGUACAAAGUCUGGACAUGUUAACAGAGUAUUUAUUUGAUGAAAUUCUUGAGCUGGUUGAUAUUGAUUGGAGAGGACCAGGGGGGGACACCCAACUCCUAUGCUGGGGGCCCUGUGUAAGAGAUUUUUUUCAACAUCAUGGGUGUACGACCACCCAACCCCAGCUAUGCUGGGACCCUGUAUAUAAGAAGAAGUGGAGAGAGUAUAUGAAAUUCCGUCAUCUGUUGUGGAGUAGAGCUAAAGUUCCUGCCAAUGAAAGACAGAAGUUAAAUGAACUUGAAAGUGAGCUUGAGAAAAUAAGAAUGAAGUGCACUAUGAAAAGGGAAGUAACUAUUGCAGUAUGUAGUGAAGGGUUUCUGAAGACUGGUAUUAGGGCAGACAUUUGUCAGCAUGCUAUGCUGUUGCCAGUAUUAUUUGAACAUCUCAGAUUCCAUGAAUGUCUGUCAGUUCUUGAGAAAUCCAUUGAUUACCAGUUCAAAGACAGAUCUCUUCUCCAGUUGGCCAUGACACACAGUUCAUACAAGAUAAAUUAUGGAACAAAUCCAGACCAUGGCAGGAACUCGUUGUCUAAUUGUGGAUUCAGACAGCUUGUGUUUGGAGAUCAUAAGGUUGUUACACAACAUAUGAGAAAAAGAGGAUUGAACAUACUGUUGAGGAUCAUGGCUAAAAUGGGACACAAGGAAGAGAAACGAUCAGAGAUACCACAUAAUGAAAGACUGGAAUUUCUUGGUGAUGCUGUUGUUGAAUUUGUAACCAGUACCCACCUGUACAACAUGUUUCCACAAGCGUCUGAAGGUGAACUUACCUUGUAUCGUGGUUCUCUAGUCAAUAAUGCCCACCUGUCUAUACUUGCUGAUAAACUUCGACUGCAAGAGUUCCUUUUAUAUGCUCAUGGACCAGACCUUUGUCAUGACAGUAAUUUGAAGCAUGCAAUGGCCAACUGUUUUGAGGCUCUUAUGGGUGCAUUAUUUCUUGAUGGUGGUAUAGAAUUAGCAGACAGGGUAUUUUCUAAGACCUGUUUUCAAGAGGAAGAUCUCUUUGAUACAUGGGUAAACACUCCAAAACAUCCACUGAUUUCUGACGAGCCAAACGGAGACAGACACUGGAUAGAACAAAGUCAUGUUUUACAGAAACUAGUUCAGUUUGAAGAAGACAUCGGUUAUGACUUUAGACACAUUCGCUUGCUGGCAAGAGCAUUCACUCAAAGGAAUGUUGGAUAUAAUAAUCUUACUUAUGGGCACAAUCAACGGCUUGAGUUUCUUGGAGAUACUAUAAUGCAGUUGAUCUGUACAGAAUAUCUCUUCAAACAUUUCCCUGAUCAUCAUGAAGGACAUCUUACUUUGUUGCGGAGUUCCCUUGUGAACAAUAAAACUCAGUCAACUGUAGCCACAGAGCUUGGAAUGCCAGAUUUUGUCAUAAAAGCAAACAUGACCAAGGUUGAUGAAAGACCUCUGAAUUACUCUGAUCUGAAAACUAAAGAAAAAGCAGAUUUGUUAGAAUCACUAUAUGGUGCUCUGUAUGUUGAUGGAGGCUUGGAACCAUGUCAGAUACUUACAGAUGUUUGCUUUUUCCCUAGAUUAGAGGACUUUAUCGCAGACCAAGAAUGGAAUGAUCCCAAGUCUCAGUUACAACAGUGUUGUCUCACACUCCGGGAAAUGAAUGAUGACAGUCCUGAUAUACCUGUUUAUAAGGUAAUAAGAAAAUACGGACCAACAAAUCUACGUAAGUAUAUGGUGGCAGUUUACUUCCGGGAGAAGAGACUUGCAGUUGGUGUAGCUGGCAGUAAACAGCAGGCAGAGAUGGUAGCAGCGGAAGCAGCACUAAAACAGUCACAAGGAUUAUUCCACAAAAGUGUUUAUCCUCCAAAAAUCAAAAACAAGGCUGUCGCAGCUUUGAAAAAGGAAAUUAAGCAGGAACCAAGUUAGAAAAUCAAGUAAUCAAAUUAGAACAUUAGACAGGAAUAUUUAAUUUGUUUUGGUUGGAUAAAAUCAAAGACUGAUCUACUUUCAAAGACGUUACAUAUGAAAUUCGAAAAGUUAAUUGGUAACUAGUUUAUAAUACAUACAUGGAUGUAAAAGCAUGCCUAGGAUGGAAUUUAUCAAGUAAACAAAAUAUGGACCAGAGCGAGAAUGAAACAAAAGAAACUGACAAGCCUGAAUGAAAAGUGGUAAUAUGUUUGAUGUGCAGCUACACUUUAACAGUGAAACACUCAACUCAGUUCUGAGGUUUUGUCAGUGAAUCAAGAUGAAGAGUGCUUUUGUGUAUUAUCUUUAAUGGAUUUAAUCCAAAUACGAUAUAUAUAAAUAUUUAAUAUUGGUAUUUCUAACAUGAUCUGCAGCAGUUGCUAUAUAAACAUAUAGCGAAAUCGCCUAUACAUGAAUCUACGAUAAAAUAUAGCUCUUCCAUUCCACCCUACGAUUGUAACAUGACUGUGAGAUUCUACUCUGCUUCUGUUAUAUACCGUCUAAAUACUCGACUUUUUCAGUGCUAUGUAGUAGUAAUAAAAAGUACAUCAAAUUUUCUGAAACAAACAAUUUCUAACUGAUGAUUUUAUUUGUUGAUAUUUUUACCGUAAGAAAAUGUUUCAGCCCGGUAAGUUUCAACACCAGUGUCUGGUCGUGUGUGUAGUUUACAAUUUCUGCGUUGUAGGCAUCACAAAUGUCAACUAGAUUCUUCUUUGACAGUAAAUAAAUCAUAAUUCAUGUUCCAGUCUUCCAGACUCAAGUAUUUACGUGUUUAUAUGCCGCCGCAAUGUUCUGGCGUGUAUGUUUCAGUGCCAUCAUGUAGGUGACGUGCACUAUUUUUAGAAACUGCAUAUAUAAACUUUGAAUGAAGUAUAUACUUCUGAUCUCUAUAUCCGACCUUAGAUGUUAUUGAAAAUAACAUUUUUACAGCAGUAACUACUUAAUACUUUAAUUAAAAUUUGCUGAAUAUUGGAAAAUUCCGUUUUAUGCAAUGCUUUCCAUUCGUGGGGAGGUUUUUACAAUAGCAUAUGGCCAGCCAAAUGACAUAUCAAGCUAAAAUGUAGUGCUGUUAAAUGCGAAGAAUUUGUGUGGUUAGAAUCGAAAUAAUAAAUAUGUUCCAAUAAUUUUAUCAGUUAAUAAAAUAUGGGCAGUCGUUCAGAUGGGAAUAUUAAAUCACUCGUGCUAUGCACUCGUGAUUUAAUUAUUACGCAUCCGAACUCCUGCCCAUAUUUUAUUAAAUGAUAAAAUAUAGGCACAUAUUUAUUAUUUCUUAAGUAGAUCAUACUGAAUGUGCUGCACAAACUAUUUUAGAGCUACAAUGUGUGCUAUUGUAGAAAUAAAUGAUGUGCUAUAUUUUACACAUGCUCUAAAUCUGAUCUUUUAGAUCAUGUCCCAGUCUCCCUUUCUUUGCUACCAGCAAAAUGAAUGUAACUGAUUGGCUUGUGGUGUAGGACUAGGACAAGAAACCACAAAAAUAGUCUUGAUUGCACUUUUACCUGACUUUUGACCUGCAUUAUGUUGAGACACUAUCAAGCAGGGAGAAAACAGUACUUGUAUGUGGUUGUUGUAAAGUUAUUAAAACAGUGAUGAUUGUACUUCCAGGUUAUGAGAUAAUUUUGGGUGACUGAAACUAUUUCAUUUUUUUUCUGGCAAGUAGAAUGUGUCCAGGCGCAUAGCUGCAUAAUGAAAAUCUGGCAAGCAUGCACAAUUAAAUUGGCUGAUCUGGAGCAUUAUAUCUAUUUGCAGGGUUCCCACGCUUCCUGGAAAACUGGAAAAGUCCUUGAAUUUUUCAUUUCAUUUUCAAGGCCUUGAAAGUACUUGAAUUUUAAAGAAAGAACAAAAAACCUGGAAAAAGUCGGGAAAUUUGUUCUUUCUGUAUGCUCACAGUAUUGCUAAUGUAUAUAAAAAGCAAACAUAUUGAAAUAGCAUACAUGUGAUAAGUUCAGAAUCCCAAAACUGGAGGUUUGUCAUUUUUCAGCUGGAGUUGGGGUCUCAAAACUGGAGGUUUUUUAUCGACAGAAAUUAAGCGCGCGGACACAAAUCUUAAAGACAAAAUCCAACAUUUUAGGCCACACAAUAACGCGUAAGUCUACACCAGAAGAAACAAUCCUCAUAACUCUUGAUUUGAAUUUUGACAGAGUUAUGCCACUUUUUAACUUACAUUUUUUUGUUAAAGUUUUAUAUAAUGUCCAAUAUCUCUGUUACAUUCAAAGCUAUUGACUAUUAUGCCUUUACUGGCAAAGCUUUAAUUCAGAGUCAAUCACUGAGAAAAGACGAGCAUGCUGUCUUACAGAAGCUCCCUCUUGUUUUAACUUAAAACUUUCUUAACAGAUUAAAUUUGUAAAAACAAAGUCUCAAUUUAGGUCUGAAAUGGUGGUGAACAUUGCAUUAACAUUUUCAGUCUACUUUAGGACUGAAAAAAAAACGAAGCUCUAAACUGGUCUGAUCACAACUCAUAAAUUAUGUCAAUUCCUUACCCCACCCACUCGUAUAAAAACACUGAUUUUGACAUGAAAAACAGAAAACAGAAAUGCAUCAACAUGUAUUUACCCUUACCAAAAUAAUGUAGAUUGAUGUUAUCAAAUUAAUGAGUGUGUGUUUUCAUCCAAUUUUCAAUGAAAUACAAGUCCGAUUUUAUUAGCAAAUUAAUUUGGUAAAUAUUGGAAGAAAAUGGCGUAACUGCAUAAGGGGAAGUAACAUUCAUGUUCUAAAAAUAGUAAUGGGUUGGUUUUUCCAACAAUUAUUUAUGUGAUUUUAUUACUUUAAAUAAUCAAAAAUUCAUUUCAGCUGGGAAUUAUUUCUUAUGACUGGGAGAUUUUUGCUUCAAAUUGGUAAAAAAUGGAGCCUAAUUAGCAUUGAGAAUGGGCCGAUAUUCGGCCCCUUGAGACAGGUGGAAAAGGCCCUGCUUGUCUAAUCCCUUAUCAAAACAAACAAUUAAUCAUGUUAUCAAAAUUCACCUGUGAAAAACAACCCUUUCCUCCAGCUACAUGUGUGUCAAACAUUCAAACAUGUAUAAUACACAACUGUUAGUGACACUUUGAUUUACUGUGUAAACAUGUCUGGCACUCCUCGAUAAUUAUCAACCCAGUCAUAAUACUGAUUUUUUUUUUUCUUUUUGAAAAGCGGGAGAAUUAAGGUUUUGGUCGGGAGACGGGAGGCAAGGUGAAAAAAUCGGGAUUUUGACCCUCCCGCGCGGGAGAUCACAUGUAUGGAAAUAGAGAAACACCGGCAUUGCUAUCCCUGUUCUUGAAAAAUUUGCGUCUUCAACUCUUCACAUCAGUUGAGAUUUUAGUGGUGUUACACCUACUGAGUCUAUAUCGAGUUGUCUUUCUUUGUAUUAGCGUCUGGUGAUUAAGAUGAAAGAAAAACGUGACACACUUUGAAAAAUGAUUUCUUUCCUACAAACAAGAGAAAUUGGCAAAGCUAGUGUAAAAUACGACCUCAAAAGUCUGAAAAUUGACAAUAAAUCGGUAUUGCCAGAUGACUGCAUUGUCCACAAGAUUUCAUAAAUUGAAUUCUUUAAACUUAUUUUGAGCAAAUAACUUUUAGUUAUGGUUAAACAUUUCCUUGUAAAUAAGUUUUUAGUUGCAGUUUAUUACUUAAAUGUUCUGGGAAUAAGUUAGUUGAAUUAAUAAAAUGGUAAUAUCAGUCCUGUUUUUUUAGUUUGAUUAAAUUUACAUGUAUACCCCCGCCCAUGAAGUUCAAAGGGGGUAUAUUGGAGUCUGUCCAUCUGUCCAUUUAUGUCUGUCCAUGAUUCUUGUGAACCUAACUCUAAACUAUUUGAAGGGGUUUGUUGAAACUUAAGAGACAGGUAGUAUAUGUCAUGAGGCUGUUCAUAUUACAAGAUAAUCUAGCAAAGGGGAGAUAACUCGGACCUAAAUAUUUUCCAUUAUGUCUCUUAAACAGUACUACUUUAACCAAGUGACAGUGAGCGAGGCAGAAGUAUUCAUCCACUUUAGGGAUAGUUCUAGCUUAUUUUCUUAAAGUUCUAGCACCUAUUAGUCUAUUAGUCCUUGAAAAGAGUGGGAACCCUGCUAUUUGGUUAUAUCAUUUAACGGAGAAUGUUGUACGCAUCAAUCUAUCAAGUGUCUGGAUGUUUCAGGAUUUUCAUCUAGCUAUUAUGCGUCUUUGUAUGUAUGCCAGUGUCGAGGGUUCUGCCAAGAGAUUCUUCAGGACUAUGCGCUAUGUGAAGGCUUGUCUCUGGGCUGUAAUGUCCAUCAUCUGGCAUUGUGGUCACACGAGCACAAGCACAUUAAAUUUGGGUUGUUCAAAAAUUAGGAGUAACCUAAUAACCAUAGUAAUUCACCGUCAUCUUGAAUUAGAACAAAUCACAAUAUAUGCAACAGGAUAUCACAACAACUCUGCAAAUCUAUUUUAGAAUAUUCAACUCGUUCGUUCUUUAAUACUGUAAAUCACUUUAUAUUAGCGUGAUCUUUAUUUCGCGAAUUCGGGCACCCUGAAUUAUUUCGCAGAUUUAUGAAUUCGCGACGGGUCAGAAAUUUAAAUUCACGAAGGUUCUUAUCUCAUGUUAGCGAAAUUUCAGUUCCGGAAGUAGUGAUUAUAUCAAUGCCAAUUUUUCAGUACCGUACCGAAUUUAUGCAUGCCAAAGACUGGUCAAACACAUGAUCCGUAACGUUUAUUUCGUUUUAGCAAUCGGUUACUUUAUUCAUACAGACUGAAAUAUUUGAGCCUUUAAAUCCUUUAUUCAAUUUACUGGGGAUUAUUCUUAUUACACUUUAUAGCUGAUAAAAUGUUUGUUACAGCCAUUUCAUAAAUAAUCAACGUACAAGUAUAUAAUACAAUGGUGUGAUAAAUUGACCGCUUAUCCCCAUUGUUGUCUAAACAAAAUGUGUAAAAAAAUAAGGUUUGUUGAGAAGAUAAGGGAUGAUAUAGAUCUUCUCCUUGGGCAACACGUGCUCUGCUUGUUUGACACAUCCGAAGUGCAUCCAGAAGAUGCUCUCCGUUAAAAACUGCCAGCUGCAUGUAAAUGUAACCUCAAGCAGUAUAUUCUACAUGAACUAUUCAUCAUGUAUUGAAAUGUGAAAUGAAUUGAAAUUAAUUCAAUAAACAUCGAUGUUUAGGCGGCUAGUAUUCAUUGCUGAACUUGACCGUAUUUUGGACAUAUUUUCGGUUAUGUCGGUAUGUUAUGGAAGGAUAUUUACGCGGAUUCAUGAUUUUGCGAUGUACGCGAAAAAUAGCAAAAAUUAAAACACCGCGAAUAAUACCGGAUUUACAGUAUCGUUUUCAUAAGAAUAUCUGUAGAAAUCUGAGCAAACCAUUAAAUGAUGUAUAGUUUUCAAACAACUGAAAACAGCGAGUUAUUGUAGAUCUGUAGUGAAAUUGAACAUAACCAUUUAUUAGCAAUAAUACCGAUAAUAUGAUAAGGCUAUAUACAACAAUGAAUAUGAUUUUUUUUUACGAUUUCAAGAGCUAAAACUCUAAGUUUAUAGUCAUGAAUUAAAUAUAUUUUUGCGUUAACAGACUCGAAUAGCUUACUGAAAAUUAAAAUUCUGAUUUUUUAAAAGGUAUGUUUUCAAUAAUAUUGCAGACUAAUCAUGUUUUAGUCGUUGGGCUGGAAUAUGUUUUAAACCAUUAAAUAUAUCAGUGUGUCAGCUUUGGUUCAGCAGAACACAGCGAAUACAGUAUUUUCUAAAACUCAAAGGGUCAGGGCGCAAGUAAUCUAAGUGAAUAUAAAUAAAGAAACACUAUGAACAUUUUCAAUAUCUCCUCGAUAUGUCUUCGUUGAUUUAUUUUGAAAUUAUGAAAAAAGUCUAUAUUUUUAAACAACCAAUGUAUUUAGAGACGAGACCAUUUACUUUGUUUAAAUGAUCGGUCAGUUUGCAUAGAAAAAGGAUAUAGAAGAUUCUCUCUGUUGUUUAGAGUUAACAUAGGCUAUCUAUAACUUUUCUAUAAUAAAAAAAUGUCUCUUAAGUCUACAUGCAGAUCUGCUGCAUAUUUUUUCACAUGUGUGUAAGUCUACUAAAAUAAUACAUUUUAUAUGAAAUUUAUUAAAAAAGAACAAGCUUAAGUGCACUGUAUUUACUUCAAAUAUAUACCAAAAUGUGUCAUUUGCCAAUCUCACUUAAAAAAAUUACAGGGGAGGAUAGCCCCGUACCCCACCCUGCGUACUAUGAAUAAGGUCCCAGCUAUGUGCCUGGUGUCAUUGCUUUUCAUGCUUUACAUCUGUUCAUUGUAUUUACAUGUUUUAAGAUGGAAUAGUGUUAAUCUAUAUCAUGUAUUUAUUUGAUACAUUGAAAUAUCACCAAUCAUUGCAGAAUUGUGUUAUUUAUUGAAUAGUUUUUGAAAAUUCUUAUAUCAGAUUAUGAGAGGAACAAAAAAUGUUUUACUAAAAUAUUGGCAUAUGGAUGGGAAGAAUAAAUUUUGUAAAAACCUUA
Molecule: messenger RNA, 11875 nt
Organism: Mercenaria mercenaria
Lineage: Eukaryota; Metazoa; Mollusca; Bivalvia; Venerida; Veneridae
Product: ribonuclease 3-like
Exons: 29
Coding region: 45-5441 (1798 amino acids)
Biological process (GO): primary miRNA processing; rRNA processing; regulation of gene expression
Cellular component (GO): nucleus
Molecular function (GO): ribonuclease III activity; double-stranded RNA binding
Source: RefSeq, a predicted model, not a curated record